Molecule: messenger RNA, 830 nt
Organism: Tarenaya hassleriana
Lineage: Eukaryota; Viridiplantae; Streptophyta; Magnoliopsida; Brassicales; Cleomaceae
Product: abscisic acid receptor PYL2-like
Exons: 1
Coding region: 121-720 (199 amino acids)
Biological process (GO): abscisic acid-activated signaling pathway
Cellular component (GO): cytoplasm; nucleus
Molecular function (GO): abscisic acid binding; signaling receptor activity; protein phosphatase inhibitor activity
Source: RefSeq, a predicted model, not a curated record
CCCUCCCGACAUCUAAACUCUUUCCAAUAUCACUUCUCCUUCAUCAUCAUCAUCAUCAUCAUCAUCAUCAUCAUCAUCAUCAUCAUCAUCAUCAUCAUCAUCAUCAUCAUCAUCAUCAUCAUGAGCUCUUGCUCCACAAUGGUUCAAGACCUAACCGAGGAAGAAUACAAGACCCUCGAACCAAUCAUCAACAUCUACCACCGGUUCAACCCAAACGGAAGCGCUUGCACCUCCCUCAUAACGCAACGCAUCAACGCGCCCGCUUCGGCGGUCUGGCCGCUCAUCCGCAGUUUCGACAACCCCCAAAAAUACAAACACUUCAUCAAGAGUUGCCGUCUCGUCCACGGCAACGGCACGGACGUAGGCAGCGUCCGAGAGGUCACAGUCAUCUCCGGCCUCCCGGCCUCGACGAGCACCGAGCGUCUCGAACUCCUCGACGACCAAAACCGCGUUUUGAGCUUCCGGGUCGUGGGAGGCGAACACAGGCUCAAGAACUACAAGUCGGUGACAUCAGUCAACGAGUUCUCGAAUCAAGAUUCCGGCAAAGCCUACACGGUGGUUCUUGAAUCUUACACGGUGGAUAUCCCCGACGGAAACACCGAGGAAGACACGAAGAUGUUCGUGGAUACUGUCGUGAAACUGAAUCUCCAGAAGCUUGGUGUCGUGGCCAUGGCUUCUGGUUCUUGUUCUUCAUCUAAGCAUGAGUCGAUGGAUGAAUGAAUGAGUCAGUGAAUGUGAGAGAGGGAGAGAGAUGCUGUCGUGGGUUUAGUUUGAUGAUUAACGUUGUUGUUGAGUAAUUAAUUAAUUAAUUAAUUGGAUUUAACUUUGUC